UCCUUUUAUCACUGCCCACACAAACUUCGUGCUUCGAGUCAUAUCUCUCUCUCUCUCCCAACCUUUCCCCCUCCCAGAGUGACUAUCUCAGGCAGCCAUGACCGAACUCAAUAAAUCGGAUAAAGAUGACCGGUUCCUCGUUCAGUAUCAACCUUCCGAUCUUAAUAUCGCAUCGGAGUUUCUUUCCACGUGGCUCCCAUACCUCUCUCGGGAUCUCUGUCAUAACUGCUCCAAAACCCUCUCCGAUCGCAUUCGCUCUCUCUCAGAACUCCAAGGAGAAGAUAAGAGUGGGGAUUUGCCGAAGAAUAUUAAUGUGGAAUCGUCAAACGGGAAUUGUGGUUCUGAUGGUAAUUGUAAAGAUAAUUCUGUGGGAAGUUUGAAAGAGGAUGAUGACACGAAUUCCUUAGGUAGUUGGAAAGACGGGAUAAAUGGGUGGUCUGAGCCACCUGUUUCAGAGGCCUCCAGUAGUGGAGUUCAUAGUGAAUGGCGCUUGGGGAUGUCUUGGGCUGAUAUGGCUCAGGAAGAUGAGCUUGUGGAAGAAGAGGAACAAGAACAGCAGGAGUUAAAUGCACGGAUGGUUAAUGUGAAUGAUUCAACUGGUGGGUUGAGGAUAACAAAGGUUGUUGGGAAGCCUACUACAUUACCAAGGGAGCAAAGGGAAUACAUUCGGUUUAUGAAUGUGAAGAGGAAGAAGGACUUUAUGUGUUUUGAGAAGAUUAAUGGAAAGCUUACUAAUAUUCUCCAGGGCCUGGAGCUUCAUACGGGUAUUUUCAGUGCUGCGGAGCAGAAGAGGAUUGUUGAUUAUGUUUAUGCAUUUCAAGAGAAAGGGAAAAAGGGAGAGUUGAAAGAGCGCACAUAUUCAGCUCCACAAAAGUGGAUGAAGGGCAAAGGGCGUGUGACCCUCCAGUUUGGUUGUUGUUACAAUUACGCAAUUGAUAAAAAUGGUAAUCCCCCAGGCAUCCUCCAGGAUGAAAUGGUAGAUCCUAUACCUGACCUUUUUAAAGUGAUCAUUAGAAGGCUGGUCCAAUGGCAUGUUAUCCCUCCGACUUGUGUGCCCGACAGUUGUAUUGUUAACAUUUAUGAAGAAUGGGACUGCAUACCACCUCAUAUUGACAGCCAUGAUUUUGUUCGACCUUUCUGUACUGUGUCAUUUCUUAGCCAGUGCAAUAUACUAUUUGGAUCAAACUUAAAGGUUGUGGGUGCAGGUGACUUUGAUGGUCCAAUUGCCAUCCCUCUUCCUGUGGGAUCUGUUCUUGUCUUAAAUGGAAAUGGAGCCGAUGUGGCUAAGCAUUGUGUGCCAUCAGUUCCAACAAAGAGGAUAUCAAUCACAUUUAGAAAAAUGGAUGAAGCAAAACGUCCUAUAGGUUUUGUUCCAGAACCUGAUUUGCAGGGAAUUCAGCCAUUAUCAUAUGAACUGGAUAAAACAAGGAAGUCAAAUUCUCCUAAAUCAGAGCCUUAUGUGAAACGGCGGCCAUAUGGUAAAGAGGGUCAGGCGGAAGGGAGGAGAUACCCUGAGGAUGGUUCCCAAUCAGAAUCUCGUUACUCAAGUCGGAAUCGAUGGCCAGCUGCAAGUCAGUGGAGGACUAAGGGGAAUAUGGGCAGAGCUGAUGGAUGAGGUCCAACCCUUCCGCUGGCUGAAUUGUAUCUUCCAGAUUUGGACAUCUUUGAUUUAAUAGCUCGCAUAUUUGAGUAUUGUGUGAGAGUCAGAUAUGGAAGUUGAGGUUCAUUUCAGUGUCUGAGAGUUCUGUGGAGUUCAUUAACCAGUCUUAUUCCUGUUUAAAGCAAAUAUUUACAUGGGUGUUUACAAUGGAAUAGAGAUAACUAUUGAGUCAAUUAUUUACUAGCGAGUCCUAAGGUUGAAGGCGUUGCUGCGACAAUAUUUUUGUUGCUGGAAUCCUUUGAAGGUCUGGUUUUGGUUAAGAGCCUGAUUGGAUCUGCAUAGCUUGAUACAUGGCUCGGUAUUGAUUGAUUGGAUCAACUAGCUUGAUGCUGCUUGUUUGUGAUGUGGAUUGCUGCUUCAUUGAGAUGCCAGUAUGUUGAUUGAUCAGAGAAGCACCGCCACCACAUUAUAGUGCGAGAUGAUUAAGUUGUUUUCAUGAUCUUUUGCGGAAGAUCUAGAGAAUUGUACUGUGAUUGUUUUUCCUGAUGCAUGAUAUCAACUCAUUAAUGAUUUGCAAGUUUCUUAAUAUUAAAACUUGCAUCCAUAUUUGAAGUAUAGGUUUCAAUUAAGCCACUAGAAGGCACCAAAACAGUUGUAAUAGAAACAAUGAUAUGGAUGGGUGUUCUCAGGUGUGGUGCAAAUGAUAAUUACAGGUGUGUAAUAGCUAGCUUUUCGGAGCUGUUUUUUGUU
Molecule: messenger RNA, 2350 nt
Organism: Populus euphratica (Euphrates poplar)
Lineage: Eukaryota; Viridiplantae; Streptophyta; Magnoliopsida; Malpighiales; Salicaceae
Product: 2-oxoglutarate (2OG) and Fe(II)-dependent oxygenase superfamily protein
Exons: 6
Coding region: 98-1615 (505 amino acids)
Biological process (GO): mRNA catabolic process
Molecular function (GO): mRNA binding; demethylase activity
Source: RefSeq, a predicted model, not a curated record